UGUCUGUAAUGAUUGGUCAGAAGAACUUGGGCGUCACAUUCUGAUUUGUCGAUCCAUAGUGCCCGGUGUCCGGGCAAGAUGGCGUCUGAAGAGCAGUGCUCGGUACCACCUCGAUGGCGGUCGAUAUCUCUAACCCAUGUAGAGUAUCCAGCUGGUGACCUGACGGGAAAAGUGCUGGCCUACACUAGCCUCAUCCCCAUUGCUAUUCUGGUGGGCUUUGUCACACUCAUUGUAUUCAAGCGUGAGUUGCACACAAUUUCCUUUUUUGGGGGACUCAUACUGAAUGAGGGACUCAACUGGCUGCUGAAGCAUAUCCUGAGGGAACCACGACCCUGUGAAGGAGCUCAUACCACCAUGACCACAGAGUAUGGGAUGCCUUCAAGCCACUCACAGUUCAUCUGGUUUUUUGUUGUAUACUUUUUUCUUUUCCUUUAUUUGAGAAUGCAUCAAACAAACAAUGCCAGGUGUGUGGAGCUACUGUGGAGACAUGUACUCUCCAUCAUUUUGCUAGGAGUGGCCUUGUCUGUGUCCUAUAGCAGGGUGUACUUAAUGUAUCAUUCCUGGAGUCAGGUGAUCUAUGGAGGUGUGGCUGGCAGCAUCAUUGGGGUGAUCUGGUUUUUUAUCACACAAGAGGUGCUGACGCCGCUUUUUCCGAAGAUAGCAGCAUGGCCAAUUGCAGAAUUCUUUUUGGUGCGUGACACAAGCCUGAUCCCAAACAUCUUGUGGUUUGAGUAUACCGUGACACGAUCAGAAGCAAGAAACAGACAACGAAAGCUUGGAACAAAACUUCAGUGAUUUUUUUUUUUUUUUGGUUUUGUUUUUGGUUGCUUGUUUCCUCGUUUAAACUGGGAAAGGACCACACACUGGAGAAUCAAUUCUGGACUGAUCUUGUUACAAAAAAGGGGAACCAUUUAAAGGACGGACCAAAAGAAAUGCUGGGACUGACCUACAACCUGAACAAGUCAUUUGGCUUGAUUCUGGUGCUCGUUACAGCUUGCUAAAUGCUCCCUGAUGCAUGCACGACUGUGCAGGAGGCAGACUAUUUAAUGAAAAAAAUUAAUAUAUUUUAAUCUUAAACGCACGCAAGCAGUAAUAAAGUACUGUAUGUAACUGAA
This is a messenger RNA of Anguilla anguilla (European eel), 1115 nucleotides long. RefSeq names its product dolichyldiphosphatase 1 (gene dolpp1). Gene Ontology annotation, cellular component: intracellular membrane-bounded organelle; endoplasmic reticulum membrane. The transcript has 8 exons. Gene Ontology annotation, biological process: protein N-linked glycosylation; lipid biosynthetic process. Lineage: Eukaryota; Metazoa; Chordata; Actinopteri; Anguilliformes; Anguillidae. The coding region runs from base 79 to 795 and encodes 238 amino acids. Gene Ontology annotation, molecular function: dolichyldiphosphatase activity. The record is from RefSeq and is a predicted model, not a curated record.